Molecule: messenger RNA, 2805 nt
Organism: Phacochoerus africanus (Common warthog)
Lineage: Eukaryota; Metazoa; Chordata; Mammalia; Artiodactyla; Suidae
Gene: B3GNT3
Product: UDP-GlcNAc:betaGal beta-1,3-N-acetylglucosaminyltransferase 3
Exons: 5
Coding region: 468-1592 (374 amino acids)
Cellular component (GO): membrane
Molecular function (GO): N-acetyllactosaminide beta-1,3-N-acetylglucosaminyltransferase activity
Source: RefSeq, a predicted model, not a curated record
ACUUCGACUGGUGAAACCCGGCCCAGCGGGGAGUGGGGGGCUCGGCGGGAGGCAGGAAGGAAGGAGCGGAGCCGGGAAGGGCGGGUGCUAGCGCUCAGGUGGAACUUUUCCUCCUGCUUGCAAGCCGAGUGGAGCUGGGAUACGGAGUCGGAGGUUGGACGGUUGUCUGGAGGCUUUUUCUUCUUUUUUCCGUGUUUACAAAAGCAACUCCUGCUCCUUGUAAAAAGGAACCAGCCCAUCGUUAUUGGAAGGUCAAACCGGUAUGAACCGGGGAGAGAUCACCCUUGGGUCCAGCGAUGUGACUCCUGGCAAUAGCUGGACAGGCCUAUCAGAAUCCACUAACUGCCCCACAGUGUUUGUGUCCCAGGAGAGAGCAAGGAGACUCCAGACCAGCACAGAUAUCCUGAGGCAACCUGAGGAGCUGCCCAGAGGUCUCCUCGGACCAAUCGCAAACUCUGGGGACCAGGAUGAGGUGUCUGCGGCCCCUGCGGACUGAAGUGGGACUGGCUGUGGCUCUGGGCACCUUCACUCUCUUCUUCUUCUUCAAUCUGCACAUGUCACCACCCACCUGCCCAGGCCUGAAGGAGCCACCAAGUACCCCCUUGGCUCUGGUCUGGCCCUCUCCACCACCCUCCCGCCCCCUGCCCUCCCCCUGCCAGGCCAACGCCUCAAUGGCCUCCCUGCCUGACUUCGCCAGGCAGCCACGGCACAUACGCAACUUCCUGCUCUACAAACACUGCCGGGAUUUCGUGCUGCUCCAGGAUGUGCCGCUGGACAAGUGCGCACAGCCAGUCUUCCUGCUGCUGGUGAUCAAGUCCUCGCCCAGCAAUUAUGAGCGCCGGGAACUGGUGCGGCGCACGUGGGGCCACGAGCGCCAGGUACACGGCUUCCUUGUGCGCCGCCUCUUCCUGGUGGGCACGGACCCCAACCCGUUGGAGGCACGCAAGGUCAACCGGCUGCUGGCCAUGGAGGCGCAGAUGCAUGGUGAUAUCCUACAGUGGGAUUUCUACGACUCAUUCUUCAACCUCACGCUCAAGCAGGUACUCUUCCUCCAGUGGCAGGAGACUCGGUGCACCAAUGCCAGCUUCGUGCUCAAUGGGGACGAUGACGUCUUUGCCCACACAGGCAACAUGGUCACCUACCUGCAGGGCCAUAACCCUGACCACCACCUCUUCGUGGGGCACCUUAUCCACAAUGUGGGCCCCAUCCGCUUUCCUUGGAGCAAGUACUAUGUGCCGAAGGUGGUGAUGGAGGACGAACACUACCCGCCCUACUGUGGGGGGGGUGGCUUCCUGCUGUCCCGCUUCACAGCCACCGCCCUGCGUCGUGCCGCCCGCACCCUGGACCUCUUCCCCAUUGAUGAUGUCUUCAUGGGCAUGUGCCUGAAACGAGAGGGCCUGGAGCCCGCCUCACACAGUGGUGUCCGCACGGCUGGUGUUCAGGUCCCAUCCAGCCGCCUGUCCUCCUUCGACCCUUGCUACUACCGAGAGCUGCUGCUGGUGCACCGCUUCUUGCCCUAUGAGAUGCUGCUCAUGUGGGAUGCGCUGAGCCAGCCCAACCUCAGCUGUGGCAAGCGAACACAGAUCUACUGAGGUGGUGUCUAGGAGCCCAGCCUCAAGGCCUCCCAUCUCCACCCCUGCAGGAAGGGCAGCAGCUUCCUCCAAGGAAGUGGGAAGCGGAGACGUUUGUCCUGCUAAGUGGGCGGGGCCUAGGAGGGUACCCAAGGGAGUUGGAUGACUGAAUCAUCUGGCCAGUGAAUUCCUACACAGCCUUCAAAACCUACAUGGUUCUGUUGGAUCAUCCUCCUGCCCCGGAUCUCAGCGAGAGGGACCAUCUGUUUCCAUAGUAGCUAAUAGCAGAAGCACUUCUGCAGGGGUCCCAGCUGUUCCUGCUGCAUCCAUCCCCUUUGGUAAAUCUCCCAUUUUCCCAACCCUGACCUUGAUCAUCAGCUGGACCCUAAGCAGUGGCCAGCCUCUCCUUGGUCGUGAUCCUACCAUGGUGGGUGAGUUUUGGCCAUGGUUCAAAGCCAAGUGAGAACACCUGGGUCCACAGUCAGCAGAAAUGAGUAUUUUUCAGUGGGGGAAAGAGGAGUCUCUAGCCCUUCCUGGGUCUUGGGCCACUCAGAUGCUAGGAGGGGCCAGAAAGCCUGUGAAUGGGGAAACCACCUGCCCACUUAUGGCAUCAAACUCUUUUUCUUCUUUGGUCGCCCUGCAGCAUAUGGGGUUCCCGGGCCAGGGAACAGAUCUGAGCCACAGCUGUGACCUAAGUGGCAGCUUUGGCAACACUGGGCCCUCAACCCACCGUGCCAGGUUCCCAGCCCACCCAAGACACCCGCCUGUUGCACCACAGCGGGAGCUUCAGCAUCAAGAUUUUUUAUUGGUGGAAGCAUCGGGGCAGGGUGGGGGUGGGGGGCGCUAUCUGUCUCAGGCAAUGGGAGUUCGGUUUCUGGAGUUCCUGGCACAAUCCAGUCCCUAUGCCUGUGCUCCCCAAGAAUUCACGGGAGAAUAUUGGAGCCAGAGGGGUCUUCUCUGCGCCCAGCCCCCCACACACACCUUGGUGCCCAGAGAAGGGGGAUAUUCGGGUCCUUGGGGGACCCUAAGCUCUGGGACCCCAGGGCUGGCCCCUACCCUAAUGUGUCUUUCAAACUGGGGAGAUCCAAGCAAACUGGUGAUCCCACCCCUGAUGGCCUGACAGGUGCUUGAGACAGGCUUCACACACAUUGGGGUAGUAGAGAGGGGGACCUUGCACAACACAGAGAGGAUUGGAGGGUAGGUCCUCAGGAAUAAAAUGUUUUGUGAAGACUUA